GGGGCCGGGCGGCUGCGCGCGGCGCUCGGCCCCGGGAUGUCCUCGUCGCCCGGCGAGCAGUGCCGCUCGCCCGUGGGGUUGGACUGCUGCAGCUGCUGCCUGGACCUGGUGGGGGCCGGGGGGGGCGAGAACAACAACCCGGGCAGCCCCACCGCCAGCGGCUUCCGGCAGCUGCGGGAGCAGCUGGAGGGCGAGAACCUGAACGCCGCCAAGCUGAGCUCCAUCAUGCGCCAGGACUCGCUGGAGCCCGUCGUGCGGGACCCCUGCUACCUCCUCAACCAGGGCAUCUGCAACAGGAACAUCGACCAGACGCUGCUCUCCAUCCUGCUGCUCUUCCACAGUGCCUCCGGAGCCAGCGUGGUGGCCAUUGACAACAAGAUCGAGCAGGCAAUGGACCUGGUGAAGAACCACCUGAUGUACGCGGUGCGGGAGGAGGUGGAGGUGCUGAAGGAGCAGAUCAAGGAACUGCUGGAGAAGAACUCGCAGCUGGAGCGCGAGAACAGCCUUCUGAAAACCCUGGCCAGCCCCGAGCAGCUGGAGAAGUUCCAGUCGCGGCUCCCGGCCGAGGUGCUGCACCCCCAGGAGCAGAGCCCCGGGGCGGCCCCCCCAGCCCAGCACUCGGGGGGCUCUGCGGUGUAAAGUGGCUCUGUCCUCGGAGUGGGCAGAGCCACGGAACUCUUUCUACUUCAUCUCCCGCAAUGAUACCAAAAUAAGCCAAGUUUUUCCGCCUUUGGGCGGAGGACUGCCGGAGCCCGGUGCCGGGAUGCUCGUCCCACCGGGAGACGUCGGCGGCUGACCCCCGCCCGUCCGCCUUCCCCACGUUGUGUGGGGCAGAGCUCGCCGAGACCCCGCGGUGCCGUCCGUGGGGAUGCGGCUGGAAGGAGCGCGCCGAGCCCCAGCGUGGGGGGGGGAAAAAAAAAAAUACCAAAACCUGGACUUGAGCGGCUGCCGUGGUUGCACGCACGUCGGCGUGGGGAUUACAAGGAAAGAAAGAGAGAACGACGACAACAACCAAAAAAAAAAAAAAAAAAGACCAACCAAACCUUGUUUGCC
Molecule: messenger RNA, 1053 nt
Organism: Numida meleagris (helmeted guineafowl)
Lineage: Eukaryota; Metazoa; Chordata; Aves; Galliformes; Numididae
Gene: TSC22D3
Product: TSC22 domain family member 3
Exons: 3
Coding region: 37-639 (200 amino acids)
Biological process (GO): regulation of transcription by RNA polymerase II
Source: RefSeq, a predicted model, not a curated record